AUGUCGACUGGUCAAGAAGAACAUCUAGAUUCUAAGCUAGAAAAUCAAAUCUCAGAGGAAGAAAAUCAAAGUCAAAAUCAAAAUUUUCCAACUGCAAUUGAAGAUUCUAUACAAGCCAGUAUUGAAAAAUUGGAUGAAGUAGAUGACGAAAUCAAUCCUAUUGAAGUAAAAGAUGAGUUUCCUACUACUAUUGGUACUACUUAUGAUAUCUUACAUCCACGAGAACCAUUUCCCAAGAGAAUAAAAUUAGAGGAAACCGAAACUGAGCCAGAUUCUAAUGGUAUUGCCGACAAUGAUCAAACUAUGGUUGUAGUUCCACCCAAAAAACCACAAUUAUUUUAUACCCCAUUGAAAACAGGAUUAGUUUAUGAUGUGAGAAUGAGAUAUCAUGCUAAAGUAUUCACAUCCUAUAGUGAAUACAUUGACCCACAUCCAGAAGAUCCUCGUCGAAUAUACAGAAUUUAUAAAAAAUUGGUUGAAGCUGGUAUAGUUCUCGAUCCUUCUUUAGCAGGAAUUAAUGAAAUUGGACCGUUUAUGUUAAAAAUUCCUAUUCGAGAAGCAACAUCCGAAGAAAUUUUACAAGUUCAUUCUGAAGAUCAUUUAAAAUUUAUUCAAUCUACUGAAGAUAUGUCAAGAGAUCAAUUGCUCAAGGAAACAGAGACCGGAGAUUCUAUUUACGUUAACAAUGACUCCUAUUUGUCAGCGAAAUUAUCCUGUGGUGGUACUAUUGAAGCAUGUAAAGCAGUUAUUGAGGGGAGAGUGAAAAAUUCUUUAGCAAUAGUGAGACCACCAGGUCAUCAUGCUGAGCCCAAUACACCAGCAGGAUUUUGUUUAUUUAGUAAUGUCGCAGUGGCAGCAAAAAAUAUGUUGAAAAAUUAUCCUGAAUCAGUUCGAAGAAUUGUUAUUGUGGAUUGGGAUAUCCAUCAUGGAAACGGAACCCAAAAAGCAUUUUAUAAUGAUCCAAGAGUUUUAUAUAUUUCUUUGCAUAGAUUUGAGAAUGGAAAAUUUUAUCCAGGGACAAAAUAUGGUGAUUUAAAUCAAGUUGGGGAGGGCCCAGGGGAAGGGUUCACCAUAAAUAUUCCUUGGAGAUCUUCUGGUAUGCACGACGGUGAUUAUGUUUAUGCAUUCAAUAAGAUAAUACAACCAGUAAUUUCCGAAUUUGACCCAGAUUUAAUUAUUGUUAGUUCUGGAUUUGAUGCUGCUGAUGGAGAUGUGAUUGGUGCCUGUCAUGUAACACCAGCCGGAUAUGGAUAUAUGACCCAUACGUUAAAGGGGAUCGCCAGAGGAAAAUUGGCUGUUAUUUUAGAGGGUGGCUAUAAUUUAGACUCUAUUAGCAAGAGUGCGUUGGCAGUAGCCAAAGUAUUGGUCGGCGAACCACCGGAAAAUACAAUCACUUUACGCCCGCAAGCGGAGGCUAUCGAAGUUGUUGACGAAGUGAUCAAGAUACAAUCCAAAUACUUUAAAUCUUUGAGAAACGGAAUUCCAAAUGGUAUAUUUGAAGAUGUUUAUGAUUUAGCGGAUGUAGAAAAAUCAAACUACAAAUUGGUAAAUAUUGCUGAUCCAAUCAGAAGUCAUCAAGUGGAAAAGUUAUUCAACGAAAAAGAAUUUAUCAAUAUUCCAAUCAUCAGUUCUCCAUCUAAUGGUGAAAAACCCCCAUUCACAACGGAUUUACCGGACCAACUAGAAGAUUUGAUUGUUGCAAGUCCCGAUAUUUAUAAUUGUACCACGAUAAUACUAACAAUACACGACCCACCAGAAAUAUGGGCCAAUAUAAAUCCAACAAAUGGAGUCAUUGAAACCAAUUCUACCAUGGUUUUGGAACAUCCUUUAGUACAAAUAAUGGACAAAAUACAAAAGGAAAAGGAUCCAGAGAAUCAAGAAAAAUUUGGGUAUUUAGAUAUCAAUAUCCCAUCAUUCCAACUUCCGAUCCCAGGGACAACAUCUGAAUCGUCUACUUAUAAUCCAAUUAUUUUUGCUCAAGAAGUUUUGCUUUAUAUUUGGGAUAACUACAUAGCGUAUUUCCAACAAUUGAAGAACCUUGUUAUGGUUGGUUUUGGCGACAGUUAUCAAUCAAUUGUGAAUUUGUAUGGCAAGAGACCAUCAAACGAAAUAAAAGAUUUGAUCAAGGGGACAGUGGCGUUUCUAAACCGAACGACAUUGAAACCAUUGAUCCCAGUGAUGGAUGAAUCAAUGGUGGAUUGGUAUUAUCAAAAUUCAAUUAUUUUCACAAGUAACUUUAACACAUGCUGGACUGGCGGCAGUGGUGCUGGUAAUGGCAAUGGAAAUGGAAAUGGUAAUAAUGGAAAUAGUUCGAACGGUGGAGGUAACAAGUCAGCAGACUCAAAUGGACAUGAUGAUUUUAGCAAACGUCCAAGAAAAAAAUUUGGCAGAGUAAUCAAAGCAAAAACAGAUGGAUUAUGUGAUGUCAUACAAGAAAAAUUCGAUGAAGGAGUAGAUUUCAUAUUAGAUUCAAUUGAAGACUACUCCUCUUCCGAAGAUUGA
Candida albicans SC5314 is the source of this 2502-nucleotide messenger RNA. RefSeq names its product histone deacetylase (gene HDA1). The record is from RefSeq and is a predicted model, not a curated record. Lineage: Eukaryota; Fungi; Ascomycota; Pichiomycetes; Serinales; Debaryomycetaceae. Gene Ontology annotation, cellular component: histone deacetylase complex. The coding region runs from base 1 to 2502 and encodes 833 amino acids. Gene Ontology annotation, molecular function: histone deacetylase activity. The transcript has a single exon. Gene Ontology annotation, biological process: chromatin organization.